AUGCAUCUCGUCGAAGCAACAGGGCUGAACCAGGCACCACAACUCGUUUUGUUGACUACAAACAAAGGUGUUCAGGACUCUGCCCCAGAGAUUUCAGAUAUUUUGAAAAGAACUGCACGUGUUGCGCAUGUUUUACACGUCAUUAUCGCUUAUGAAUAUGGUCGAUCUGUCAUGAACCUUGACUUCCCAUCACAAGAUGAUUUACCCAUAUCAAACCGCGCAGGGGAUUUUACACCCAAUUUGUGCAGCCUUGUUGGGAUUGUCCCAUUAACCCCGAUGGGACUCGAUUCUGCGACAACAAUACUUGAUCUUUCUACAGCCAUAAAGAAACUAGCAGACUCACCUGCUGACCAUCAUUUUCUUGUCCUCGUCCGAGCAGAUCUGGUCUUCUCGGUUUACCGCCGCCUUCGUCUAGCAGAACCAAAUAUCCGACAGAGCUUACUUGACCAAGUGAUAUCCACAGGCAUGUCUGCUUUACCCGCGGCUCGUGCACUUGCAAGUCAAAAUCAGCCAUGGUGGAAUGUCAUAAGCACUGUUUUUCAGUUUGUCUGCGUUCUUUUGGCCAUCGAUACCCACUCCAGCGUCACCAUUCUACCAGAAGCUAUGGAUACAUUGGGUAUGAUUGUGGAGCAUUGGAAAACACAUCUCGCCACUGAGGCUUUAGCCACUGCCAGGAACCUUGUUCGAGCUUCGUUGGAUCGAAGGCGCAAGGGUGUUGACAUCAUGGAGCGCAUUGUCGGUCCAACUGCUUCAGACGAUGCAGUAGAAGGAUUGGAUUCCCAGCUGCCGCAAGACCAGGACUUUGCGAAUUUCAUCUCGUCUGAUCAAAAUCCCGUUGAUUUAGACUUUCUAUUAGAUAUGGGGUUUCUUAAUUAA
Messenger RNA from Penicillium nucicola, 876 nucleotides. RefSeq names its product putative C6 transcription factor. Gene Ontology annotation, biological process: response to xenobiotic stimulus. The record is from RefSeq and is a predicted model, not a curated record. NCBI's taxonomy places the organism in Eukaryota, Fungi, Ascomycota, Eurotiomycetes, Eurotiales, Aspergillaceae. Gene Ontology annotation, molecular function: DNA-binding transcription factor activity. The transcript has a single exon. The coding region runs from base 1 to 876 and encodes 291 amino acids.